AUGAACUUACCUAUUCUCCUACUAUUUUUGGUGUCGGCUGCCGCUUUCCCCAGACAGAAACGUGACAAUGGUGCAACAAUCAACCCGGCUCCAACAACAACAUCGACGACCACACCUACAACAACAACAACAACACCAACGACUACACCUACAACAACACCACCCAACUGGCCACCGUAUGGCCCCUGGCCGUGGCCUCCUUAUAUGCCUUCUCCAUACGGUCCCGGUGGGCCUGGAGGACCUGGAGGACCCUAUCCGCCUCUACCACCUCCACCGCCACCACCACCGCCACCACCACCGCCACCAAUGCCUUGGUGGGGUCCUGGUGGCUUCCAACAACCUGGACCAAUGGGACCAUGGGGUGGACCGAUGGGACCAUGGGGUCCACCAGUUGGCCCAAUGGGAAGACGGCGUGGACGGUGGAACAGACGGUGGAAGAUUGUAUAUACCGAUGCUAGUGGUAGUUUCACUGCACAUGAGUUCAUUGUCGAGAUAGAAGCCGGGAAAGUCUCCUGGCCAAAAGCUUAUCUCAUGAACUUAUCCAUUCUUGUACUAUUUGUAGUGUCGGUUGCCGGAUUUCCCAGACAGAAACGUGGAAGUGGUGCCGAAAUCAUCCCGAUUACAACGAACGAAACAACAACACCGGCAAGCACACCUUCAACAACACCGGCAGUACCUGGACCCAUGGGACCAUGGCCACCUUACGGGCCUAAUAUGCCAUGGCCAAUGCCUUUUCCAAUGCCUCCCGGACCACCUUUUCCGCUACUACCCCCACCUAUACCCGGUCCGUUUGGUCCUUAUGGACCCGUGGGACCAUGGGGUAGACCGAUGGGACCAGGAUUCGGACCGAUGGGACCAGGUUUCGGGCCGAUGGGGCCAGGUUUCGGGCCGAUGGGACCAGGGUUUGGACCGAUGGGACCAGGGGGUGGACCGAUGGGACCAGGGGGUGGACCGAUAGGACCAGGACCGAUUGGACCGCGAGGUGGACGGCGUGGGCCUAUGGGAAGGCGAGAAGGACGGUGGAUGGCGCCGGCUGAUAAAUAG
Messenger RNA from Haemonchus placei, 1044 nucleotides. The record is from the annotation of a GenBank genome assembly. Lineage: Eukaryota; Metazoa; Nematoda; Chromadorea; Rhabditida; Trichostrongylidae.